AUGGCAUCCAAGGACAGGGAUAUCCUCCCGGACGUGGUCAAGCCUGUUCAUUACAAUGUGUCUUUGUUUGACCUUCAGUUCGGCGGCUCAUGGGGUUAUAAGGGUACCGUCAAAAUCGAUUCCAAGGUCACCCGUCCUACAAAAUCGAUCGUGUUGAACUCCAAGGAAAUCGAAGUCCAGGAUGCUGAAGUUUUUGGAAAGGACGGGACCAAGCUGGCAAAGGCGUCUAAUAUCGCAUACGAUACCAAGUCGGAAAGGGUCACUUUUACCUUUGCAGAGGAAAUCCAUCCCGCAGAUGUUGUCCUGUCAAUCAAUUUCACCGGUAUUAUGAACAAUGCCAUGGCUGGAUUUUCUCGCUCCAAGUAUAAGCCGGUGGUGGAUCCGACCGAAGACACACCCAAGGAGGGCGAUUCCUAUUACAUGCUUAGUACCCAAUUCGAAUCUUGUGAUGCUCGUAGGGCAUUCCCUUGCUUCGAUGAACCGAAUCUAAAGGCCACAUUCGACUUUGAGAUUGAGGUUCCCCGAGGACAAACAGCCCUUAGCAACAUGCCUAUCAAGUCUGAGAGGAGCGGCAGUAGGCCAGAACUCAAGAUGGUCUCUUUCGAAACUACACCGGUCAUGAGUACUUACCUUCUGGCAUGGGCAGUCGGUGACUUUGAAUAUGUUGAGGCUAUGACUCAGCGCAAAUAUCAAGGCAAGAGCAUCCCCGUUCGCGUGUAUACGACCAAGGGCCUUAAGGAGCAGGCCCGCUUUGCUUUGGAGUGUGCCCAUCGUACGGUCGAUUACUUCUCUGAAAUCUUUGAGAUCGAGUAUCCGUUGCCUAAGGCGGAUCUCCUUGCUGUCCACGAGUUUGCUAUGGGCGCCAUGGAGAACUGGGGACUUGUUACCUACCGAACGACUGCUGUACUUUUCGACGAGGGCAAGUCAGACACCAGAUACAAGAAUCGUAUUGCAUAUGUCGUCGCGCACGAAUUGGCGCACCAAUGGUUCGGAAAUCUCGUAACGAUGGAUUGGUGGAAUGAGUUGUGGCUCAACGAAGGCUUUGCAACAUGGGUUGGCUGGCUUGCUGUGGAUCAUUUCUAUCCAGGUAUUCAAUGGACCCGGGCACUUACAGACCAAAUGCAGCUGACAAUUUUCUCGCGAACAGAGUGGAACAUAUGGUCUCAGUUUGUUGCUGAGAGUGUCCAACAAGCAUUUCAACUCGAUUCAUUACGAGCUUCCCACCCGAUUGAGGUUCCUGUGAGGAACGCUCUUGAAGUCGAUCAAAUUUUCGAUCACAUCAGCUACCUCAAGGGAAGCUCGGUCAUCCGGAUGCUAAGCGAUCAUCUUGGUCGGGAAACAUUUCUGCGGGGAGUAGCCACUUAUCUCAAAGCCCAUGCAUAUGGUAAUGCUACCACUAAUGAUCUCUGGAGCGCUCUCAGCGAAGCGUCCAAUCGGGAUGUUACUAGCUUUAUGGAUCCAUGGAUUCGCAAGAUUGGCUUUCCUGUUGUCACCGUAACCGAGCAAGCCGGUCAGCUCAAUGUUCGUCAGAACCGCUUCUUGUCGACAGGUGAUGUUAAGCCCGAGGAAGAUGAGACGGCUUGGUGGAUUCCCCUUGGUGUCAAAUCAGGACCUAAGAUGGCCGACGUAAAGCCCGGUGCUCUCGUUUCCAAGGAAGCUACAAUUGGGGAACUCGGAAAAGAUUCCUUUUACAAGCUGAACAAAGACCUGUCCGGCUUUUACCGAACCAAUUACCCUGCCGAUCGGCUGGCGAAACUCGCUCAAUCACUGGAACUGCUGAGCACCGAGGAUAAGAUCGGAUUGAUUGGCGAUGCCGCUGCCCUGGCUGUUUCCGGGGACGGAUCCACUGCUGCUCUAUUGGCUCUCUUAGAGGGGUUUAAGGGCGAAAAGAAUUAUCUGGUCUGGUCCCAAAUCUCUUCCACCGUUGCGAACUUACGCUCUGUGUUCGCCCAGAAUGAGUCGGUAGCAGCGGGACUCAAGAGGUUUGCCCUGGAGCUCUCAUCCCCUGCCGCUAAUGAAAUCGGUUGGGAAUUCAGCGCGGAGGAUGACUAUCUCACUGUCCAGCUUCGUAAGCUUCUAAUUGGGAUGGCUGGCCGUGCGGGCCACAAAGACAUAAUACCCGAGGCCAAACGACGAUUCGAGCUUUGGAAAACAGGCAACGAUAAGAACGCUGUGCAUACCAACCUCCGCUCAGUGAUCUUUAGUAUCGUAAUCUCGGAGGGCGGUCGUGAAGAAUACAACGCCGUAAAGCAGGAGUAUCUCAAAACCGACUCCGUUGACGGCAAGGAGAUUUGCCUGGGAGCCCUUGGGCGUACUAAAGAUGCUGAGCUGGUAAAGGAUUAUAUGGACUUUGUCUUCUCAGACAAGGUUGCAAUCCAGGAUGUUCAUAAUGGCGCGACUUCAAUGGCUACGAAUCCCUUAACUCGCCACCUUCUAUGGACAUAUAUGAAAGAGAACUGGGCGGCAGUUGAAGCUCGUUUGUCAGCGAACAAUGUUGUUUUCGAGCGGUUUGUGCGCAUGGGGCUCUCCAAAUUCGCAGACCACGAUAUUGCAGCCGAUAUUGCUUCGUUUUUCCGGGAGAAGGACACCGGUGCGUACGAUCGCGCCCUGGUAAUCGUUGCUGAUAGCAUCCGGACGAAUGCACGCUACAAGGAAAGAGAUGAGAAGCAGGUCUUGGAAUGGCUUCAGGCACAGGGCUACGCUUGA
This is a messenger RNA of Aspergillus costaricaensis CBS 115574, 2706 nucleotides long. Its product is annotated as M1 family metallopeptidase. Gene Ontology annotation, cellular component: cytoplasm. NCBI's taxonomy places the organism in Eukaryota, Fungi, Ascomycota, Eurotiomycetes, Eurotiales, Aspergillaceae. Gene Ontology annotation, molecular function: metalloaminopeptidase activity; zinc ion binding; peptide binding. The coding region runs from base 1 to 2706 and encodes 901 amino acids. The record is from RefSeq and is a predicted model, not a curated record. The transcript is spliced from 11 exons. Gene Ontology annotation, biological process: peptide catabolic process; proteolysis.